Molecule: messenger RNA, 2713 nt
Organism: Helicoverpa zea (corn earworm)
Lineage: Eukaryota; Metazoa; Arthropoda; Insecta; Lepidoptera; Noctuidae
Product: protein Ycf2-like
Exons: 1
Coding region: 1289-2413 (374 amino acids)
Cellular component (GO): cytoplasm
Molecular function (GO): calcium ion binding
Source: RefSeq, a predicted model, not a curated record
UGACCGCUGAACUGUCUCCUAGUCUACCUUGCCGUGAGGAGUGAAAGGCGCGAUACAGGUCAUGCUUUACUGGUCCAUAUUAUCGCAGAAAGUCAUCAGAAAAUGCAUUAGUGCACUAGGCCGCGUGACUAGAGUAGAGAUGGACGCGGAAAAGUCGUUUCGAUAUUAUGUCGGCGGAUGGCACUAAUUUUCUUACUCAUGUGACUAAGAAUGAAUAGCUUACUAGGUAUUUCUUACGUAACAUAAAAUACAGAAGUAUUCUAAAUACUUGCUACUUAUGUCUGCAGAAAUAUUAUGGUCUACAACUAGGCAGAUAGAAUCAUCAAUGAACGUGUUUACUUGUAGUUAUAUUUUGGUAGGUACCUAGGUAAUCAACCUAAUCUAACGAUGUCUUUUGUCCGGAGAAAAUAUAUUUUAUUAAAGUAUCUACCUAUCUACACACAUACACUGGGCAGGUAUCUACUGGACUCAGUUCGUUAUGUAUCAUCUUGAAUUAAAUAAAUUGAAGCAUAAAUUAGGUAUUUCGUACUAGCUUCUGCUCGCGGCUUCGUCCGUAUGGUGUGUUGAUAAAUAGUAGCCUAUGUGUGAAUCUAGGGUAUCACUUGUCUUGUCUUGUGUGUCUUGGGAUAUCAAACUUCAACCAAAUCUGUCCAGUCGUUUUAGCGUGGAAGAAUAACAAACAUACAUUCUCACAAACCUUCACUUUUAUAAUAUUAGUAGAAUUCGUACGAGAUAAUAUUUUAGGUUUACCUAAUUUUUGUUGUCUUCGCCGUUCUAUCAAGUUGGCCCUUAAAAUACCCUAUCAAUAUAUUAAUAAACAGGUAGGUAUGUUAUGUACAGGUAAGUGUUAGGUUUCUAUAUUUAUAUCAAUUUUUUAUCGUAGAUAUAUCGAUGCUCAAAUAGGUUCAAUGUUAAUUAGUUUUAAUAUAGCACCUCAAAUUCAUUAAGACCUUUGUUGUGAAGAAAUUAAACGAACACCAAAAAUCAUGAUGUCAGAUAAGCCUUGACGUAAAGUGUUAUUUUUAUUAUUUUCAUCAAUGUUUAGUUUCAUACAUAAUAUACGCAAUGAAUUGUUUGAUGAUUUCAUAGACGUUUUGGACUACAUAUCAUUAGAAAGUCUCAGUUUAUAUGACAAAAUAACUGAUAAUUUAAUUGUUGUACUCCGUACAAAAUUCAGUAAACCUCGAUGCGGUGAUAAGUUUUUGGUAUAAUUUAGACUAAGUUACAAACCCAUCUUCGAAAUUCUUUGUAAAAAAAAAACUAGUAAAAUAUAGUAGAAGAAAGCAACAUGGAAACUGCAGCAAAUCCAGAAAGUGCAGAGGCACCUACAGCAACAGGAGAUACUGAUGAAAGUAAACCACCUGAAGAGCCUGACAAAGGAGAAACAGGUGAAGUUGGUGAAAAUCAAGAAGGAGUUGAAGCGGUUGAAGGUGGUGAGGUAGUCGAGGGCGUCGAGGGAGGUGAAACAGGUGAAGCUACCGCAACAGAAGAAGUAGAUGGAGAGCAUGUAGAAGGCGAAGGGUUGGAGGGUGAACAUGUCGAAGGGGAAUUUGUUGAAGGUGAAGCUGUAGAAGGAGAACAGGUUGAGGGUGAACAUGUCGAAGGAGAAGAACAAGAGAAAGUCGAAGGAGAAGAAAAAGAGAAAGUCGAAGGGGAGGAGGAGGAGGGUUUGGGUGAACAAGUAGAAGCAGAAGAAACUGAGGACCUUGCCUUUGUACCUGAAGAAGAAGUCGAAGAAGAGCAACAGUAUGUUGAAGAACCUCCUCCGGAUCCUGCUGCACCUUACGGCUUUAGCGAUUCAAAGGAAGCUUUAAAAGCACCUUUUUCAUUACGUCCAGAUCAAUUAGCUGAGGUCGAACAGCUGUGGGAAAUCUACCAGAAUUACACUCCGGCGUAUGCAGAUUUGGAUGGCUUCAUUACUGAGAAAGAGCUCGUUUACAUGCUAAAAAGUUUACUUCUUAUGACUUACACAGUAGAACAAUUACAGGAACUGGUAGCAUAUUGUUGUCGACCGCCACAUGCAAAGGGACAUAUAUUUUAUGAUCAGUUUCUCAAAAUGGUAACAAUACGUCAAAGGGAUUUCCCCAUAGAAGAAGAAAUUCGUUCUGCGUUACAAUUUUUCGACCCAGAAAAAACAGGUAUCAUUGACCGAGAAUAUUUAAAAGAAAUUUUGUCAAAACAGGGUAGCAAAAUGGGUGCACGACAGUUGGAUAAUCUCAUUAAAGAGGUCGAUAUGAGCAAUGACGGUACGAUUGGUAUAGAAGAUGUUGUUGGAACAAUGUGCAUUGAUCUAAAUAAAGAAGACUUGCAACUACUAAGAGCGGCUGUGUACCCUCCCACGGAGGACAUAGGAGGGGAGAGAACUGAGGAAGCCCCGGUGGCGGUUCCAGACGAUGAUGAAGAAGACGAUUGAGACGCACAGAGAAAUCCCUUAUUAAAACAAUCAAUCAAACUUAAAAUAUCAAUAAAGUGUUAUAAUUUGUAAUUUUUUUUCAAUUUAUUUGAAGCAAGUCAUUAAAAUCUGAAAAGUAUGAUAAUAUGCAAACGGCACUUUACGCUGUCCGAUUGGGUGCAGUUUCAUGACUGACCGAUUGACCGUAAGAAGCAGCUAGUAAAUCAUAAAUGAGUUGAAAGCGGAAAGUUAAUGUUAGAAAAUACUCAAAAUUGGAUCGCAAAGUAGAUUCUGGUAAAAAAACACGAUUUCAACCAUAAA